Stegastes partitus (bicolor damselfish) is the source of this 2644-nucleotide messenger RNA. It is a transcript of the gene tnip2, whose product is annotated as TNFAIP3 interacting protein 2. The record is from RefSeq and is a predicted model, not a curated record. The transcript has 6 exons. Gene Ontology annotation, molecular function: K63-linked polyubiquitin modification-dependent protein binding. Lineage: Eukaryota; Metazoa; Chordata; Actinopteri; Pomacentridae. Bases 229 to 1785 code for a protein of 518 amino acids. Gene Ontology annotation, biological process: regulation of transcription by RNA polymerase II; positive regulation of canonical NF-kappaB signal transduction; toll-like receptor 3 signaling pathway.
UAAACUUUGAGCCAGCGCUGAAGACUAGUGUUUCUGUAUUUACCAAUUAACAGUUUAAGCCAACAGACUAUAAAGCUCCCCCUUUUUUUUCUUUUUCUAUCAAUGGCGCUCGACAGGGAACCUUUGAAAGCAGGCAGGGCUCCGUUUUGACGAAGCUCAAAAAGUCCGCGGGGAAGUUCCCUAGGAAAUCCCCCAAGACGGUUCGGGGAUAUUACUCUCGACACACUGAUGCGCCAGAGCUCCGACACAACUGACCUCCUCGGUGUGUUUUCUACAGACACAGGAACCUGCAGCAGGAGCGUCAAAUGCUGGAUUAUUAAAAGACCGAGCUGUCCUGUCAAAAAAAAAACAACAACAACAACAACUCACGAAGCGCCCGCCAUGGAUAAUAACGUCAGUAUAGACACGGAUAACGACGUGCUGAAAGACAAGAUGCGGAGUUACAGCGUGCUCAAUACUCUGUACCAUGAGAGCAGGCAGCAGAUGGACCUCCUCAACAAGCAGAUCUGCGUCAAGGACAACAUCAUAGCGGACUUGAAAGCCAGGCUGGGCAGACACGAGAGGAUCUACAUGACGGUGGGAGAGAAGGACUCGAUGGUGAUCGGUCCGUCCAACUCUCUGGUGGACAGUCUGCUCAAAGAAAUAUGCAAACUAAAGCAGAAGAGGAGCGACACGGAGUUCAAGGCAGCCCGACAAGCAGAGGAGAUCCAGAGGCUGAACUUGCAGCUCAGGGAGAAGGAGCUGGAGCUGGAGAGCAUCAGGUGUCAGCCGGACCACGAGAAGGACCGGGAGAUCCACAGGCUGCGCUCGGCCCUGGAGGAGAGGGAGCGGUCCGAGGCCACCAGGACCGUCCUGUGCACGUCGCUGGCCGAGGAGGCCGACCAGCUGCGCGGCCAGCUCGGGGCGACUGUGAAGGUGUGUCAGGAUCUGCUGGCCAGGCUGGAGAAAGAGAAAAUGGGGGGAGGAGAAGGAGGAGAAGUGGAGGAAGUGGUCCACCAGCAAAAGGCUAAGGAGACGUCAGAGCCGUCAGACAAGAGCGCUGUUAAUGCCCAAAUCCGUCAGCUCCAGGAGGAGAAUCAACAGCUAAAGCAGCGUGUGGCAUAUGUGCAAGGUCUGAACUCUCAGUGGCAGAAGUAUGACUCUAGCAGGGAGGAGUACAUCAGAGGUUUAUGUCAGAGGCUGAAGGAGAGCACUGGGCAGGGCUUGUUGCCUGUGAUGGGCUCCGUCAGCAGUGGGUUGCUUCAUCAAGAGAUUUCCAGGCUCAACGGCUUGCUGCAGGACAAAAUGAGUGAGUGUGCGAGACUGCGUAGAGACGUGGAGGAGAUGAGGAGACAAGACCAGGAGCGAAUCCAGACACUGGAGCAGCAGGUUCUCAUCUACGCUGAUGACUUUAAAUCAGAGCGUGCUGACAGAGAGCGGGCGCAGGGGCAGAUUGAAGACCUGAAGGAGCAGAUGUCUCAAUUGAAGCAGCAGCUACACAAACAGCAGGGAGCGAGCAGAGACAGCAGAGACGUGGUUCCCAUGUGUCGUGUGCGCAUAGGACACAGGAUCACCUCAAGGCGAAAUAAGGACACUUCAGAGCCUCUGUUGAGGACGCCUGCUGAGAGACAGCAGCAGCAGCAGCAGCAGCAGCAGCAACCUGCAGCUGCAGCAGCAGCACCAAGCUCUGUCUGGAGGGAAAUCCCAGGCCUGUCGGAGCUGCAGUGCCCGCAGUGCCUCGCCAGGUUCAAUGACACGGACGCUGCAGAGUACCUGAACCAUUGUGAAGAGUGUGCCCAGCUAUAGGCGGAGCAACACUCAUUUGGAAAUAACAGUUAUCUCUUACUGACAGUAACUGAACACUGAAGACCAGCACUACACUGCAGAAAAGAACCUGGUGGAGAGUCCAGAUCGGAGACGCUUGACUACAAAUGAAACAAUUGACUUAAGAUGUUAACUUUACAUAGUGAAGCAAACUAUACGACCCAAAGUUCCACUGUUAAAAGAGAAAUGAGUUCAUCAAGCCUUUUAAAUCUGCAUAGUAAAAAAAAAAAAAAAUAAAAAUCCAGUGUCAGGUUCUGAGAGUUCUCCUGUAGCAUUGCAGGAGAUUAUUGUAGUGGGGAAGAGGAUGCUAAUGCAAUAUAUCAAAUAUCAUAUACCUCAGUGUGUCACAUUACAAACCUGUUGCACUUUCUUGACAUUUCGCCAAAAACUAAUCGUAAAAUCAUACGAUUAAGAGAUUUGUGAUGCAUAAGCUUCUUAUUUUGGACAUCUAGUCAACAAUGUGGUGCUAUUGUUUAUUUUUUCAUUGAACUUUACAUGUUUCUGUUCUGUAAAGUAUAUAUUCGUAAUAACAGAUUUAAAAAUAUCUAACUAUAUUGCUAUUUAUUCUCUCUGUAUAUCUACCUGGAAAAGGCAUUUUAGUGCAAUGUUGUGUUGCCUUUUCCCCACCAAAGCCAUAAAAUAUAUCUAUAUUUUUGGUAAACCUUUGGGAUCAAAUAUGUUAAAUACAUUACAACUCGAGACAAAUGUUUGAGAUUCACUUUUUUGAAACGGUGUAUGUAAAGAUUGAUUCCCAACUGACAAUAUGCUUAUUUUUGGAGAUGUGCCAGUUCUCUGGAGGUGGCACUAUUUUUGUAAUAAAAGACUGCUUACCCACAUUUUA